Messenger RNA from Zophobas morio, 1218 nucleotides. RefSeq lists its product as uncharacterized. The record is from RefSeq and is a predicted model, not a curated record. Lineage: Eukaryota; Metazoa; Arthropoda; Insecta; Coleoptera; Tenebrionidae. Bases 1 to 1218 code for a protein of 405 amino acids. The transcript has 5 exons.
AUGUGCUUCUGGUUAGUAAAACCUCACUUCAGCAAGCAAAUUUUGACUUCUUCUACCGAUAAGGACGAAUUACUUCACUGCUACACUUUUCCUUUGAAAAUUUUACAAGAUGGAAUAGCUUCUUUUGAUUUUUCAUUGGCUGAGGAUAUUUUCUAUAAGUUACCCUAUCUAGCGGACGUUUACUUGGUGCAUUUGUAUUCUUUUUCCAAUUCCAGUCUUCUCUUAAAUACUUUUUCACCUGCGGAUUUCGUCUCUUGCAACUGUGGAUUCUAUUGGAAUUCUCAACUAGUUCACUUCUUAGACUUUUGUGGUCUACAAGUUUCUGGACACUAUAAUAAUAGAGAAGUAGCGAGUCAUGCUUGUCAGUUGUGCGGAAAAGACCGAGUUACUCCCUUAUAUAGUUUACAAAUAGAAAGAGGUAAUCUUUUAACCAAUCAAAAUGGCCUCUUCUACCCCCCAAGCUUUUUACUGAACAUUAUACGUACAACAAAUACUGAACUUUAUAAACUUUUGGUCAUAGCAAAUUACGACGCUAAUUCGGCGGUGGGUUUCAGUUUAGGUCCCAAUUUUACUGCAAAGAGAGUUUUUUUCAAUCUUGCACGGAUUAAAAAUCCUUUAAAAUUGACGUAUACUAAUUUCAUUACAGCACUAAUAGACAAACUCCGCCGUUUUGAUAACUGUGAGGAUCCCGUUAUAAAAGUUAGUAGUAGAAGCGUAACGUUUUACGUAAAUGUGUUAGGCAAUUACGUUGUGUGCAUUGAAGUUCAUUUUCCUCAAAAAGACGAGCAGUGUCGAGUGCAACUCAAAAUUGAAGAGCACGUGUGCACUUGUCGUAGUGUUGUCGAUUCUAUUGGGUCUUUAGAAGCCUUUACGCUUUUAAACGCUCUUCGUUGGUCGAUACUAUUGUUUUAUUCGUGGUGGUUGGAAGAAGCCAACCUUUCGACUAUUCCUGAUAACACUGAUUUGAGUGUUUUGCAGUUUUGUGAAAAUAUACAGAGAACAAGUGUUGUAGCAGAAGGAAUUAAAACAAAGUAUGGCCUUCAGGAUUAUCAUCUAAGAGAACUAUUUGCUUUAUAUAGAAGUAGUAAUUCGAAACUCAGUAUCACCACAACUGCAGGCGCCUCCCAUACAAAUAUGCAACAUGAGGCCAACCUUUAUAAGGAAAUUCAACUAUUAAAAUAUAAGUUACUUGCGGCAGUUAUCGAAUUUACUUUCUAA